AUGAAACUCGCCGACCGGACAUGGACUGAAUUUUAUUCGAGAGUAGACCAGACGUUUUCCAAACGCCCGAGUUCUGUGGUGAAAUUCGUUCAGCCAAGUAAGAAGGUUGUACCCAACACGAAUGAAGAACCAGGUACUGGUCGAGACUCUCAUACGGAAACGGAAAACAAUAAAGGGAACAAAGGUGGAGAUAAAGGUGGCCAGAAGAACAAGCAUGUGCAAGGUACUGAUGGUCACAAGAGCAAUGUCAACACUUGCGGGACCUUGGGCAACAAAUCCGCUCAGGCAGCUGAGCCUCUUAAGCCAAAGUAUAAAGAGAUCAAGGACCGUGCUGAAACGGAUUGCAGCUGGCACAUGACCCAACAUGAGCCGAACGGUCGCUGGGAUGGCAGGCACGCAUAG
Sphaeroforma arctica JP610 is the source of this 402-nucleotide messenger RNA. RefSeq lists its product as hypothetical. NCBI's taxonomy places the organism in Eukaryota, Ichthyosporea, Ichthyophonida. The record is from RefSeq and is a predicted model, not a curated record. Bases 1 to 402 code for a protein of 133 amino acids. The transcript has a single exon.